Messenger RNA from Nelumbo nucifera (sacred lotus), 1592 nucleotides. RefSeq names its product glutamine synthetase cytosolic isozyme 1. NCBI's taxonomy places the organism in Eukaryota, Viridiplantae, Streptophyta, Magnoliopsida, Proteales, Nelumbonaceae. The record is from RefSeq and is a predicted model, not a curated record. Gene Ontology annotation, molecular function: glutamine synthetase activity. Gene Ontology annotation, cellular component: cytoplasm.
GCCUUUCUUCACACGUCUAAUUUAGAGCUAGCACAGAGAGAGAUCCAAGGAGAAGUCUCGCUGUGCUAUUGCUUUGUUUUCGAUAUGUCGCUGCUCUCAGACCUUAUCAACUUGAACCUCUCCGACACGACGGAGAAGAUCAUUGCCGAGUACAUAUGGGUUGGCGGAUCUGGAAUGGACAUGAGAAGUAAAGCAAAGACGCUAUCCGGGCCAGUUAGCGAUCCCAGCAAGCUUCCCAAAUGGAACUAUGAUGGUUCUAGCACUGGUCAGGCCCCUGGUGAAGACAGUGAAGUGAUCUUAUAUCCUCAGGCUAUCUUCAGGGACCCAUUCAGAAGAGGCAACAAUAUUCUUGUUAUGUGUGAUACUUACACUCCUGCUGGAGAACCAAUUCCAACAAAUAAGAGAUGCAAUGCUGCAAAGAUAUUCAGCCAUCCUGAUGUUCUUGCUGAAGAACCCUGGUAUGGUAUAGAGCAAGAGUACACCCUGUUGCAAAAAGAUGUUAAAUGGCCUCUUGGGUGGCCUGUUGGAGGUUUCCCUGGCCCACAGGGACCAUACUACUGUGGUGUUGGUGCUGACAAAGCUUGGGGUCGUGACAUCGUUGAUUCUCAUUACAAGGCAUGCCUUUAUGCAGGCGUCAACAUCAGUGGAAUCAAUGGAGAAGUGAUGCCAGGGCAGUGGGAAUUUCAAGUUGGUCCAUCUAUUGGUAUCUCUGCCGGAGAUGAAUUAUGGAUUGCUCGUUACAUUCUGGAGAGGAUUACAGAGAUUGCUGGUGUUGUACUCUCCUUCGACCCCAAGCCCAUCCAGGGUGACUGGAAUGGAGCUGGUGCUCACACAAACUUCAGCACAAAGUCCACGAGAAAUGAGGGAGGCUAUGAGGUUAUCAAAAAGGCUAUUAAAAAGUUGGGGUUGAGGCACAAGGAACACAUAGCUGCCUAUGGAGAAGGCAAUGAACGCCGCCUCACCGGACGACAUGAAACAGCUGAUAUCAAUACCUUCGCUUGGGGAGUUGCAAACCGUGGGGCUUCCAUUCGAGUGGGCCGAGACACAGAAAGAGCUGGCAAGGGUUACUUCGAGGACAGGAGGCCUGCCUCCAACAUGGAUCCCUACGUGGUUACUUCCAUGAUUGCAGAGACCACCAUCCUGUGGAAACCAUAAGAGCUCAAGCAAAGCAAAGUCACCAGUCAUCUACUAGUUGGUGUUCGGUCUGGGAUCUCUUCUCAUUGUUAUUCUUCUGAUAAACAAGCCUCAGAAAAGAAUGUGUAUUGGAGUAGGGCCUCUCCCAUCUCUCUUCCCUUGGAAUCAAAGUUGCUGUCCAGUUACUUUGUGGUCUUUUUUUCCUUCUGUUUUGUCUUUGAGGUCGGCAGUUGAAUGCGUUGUUUUCUGCCUUUUGAUUUUUCCUUGGUUUUCGGUGACAGUAGAAAAUAAUAUAGAAGGACCGAUUCCCAUUGAUAUCUACAAAGGAGAUGUUCAUGCACUCUGUUUCUUUAAAAUGGAUGCAAUCUUAUGUCGGUUUUGUUCAUGAGGGAACAACUUGUAAGUUGUAUCCCAAACCAUUUUACUUUGCAACAAGCUCAAAAUCACAAAAUUACAUA